AUGAAGACGAUAACAAUCCUCACCUUCCUAGCCACCACCACCCUCUCCCUGGCGCAAACCUCCCCCCAAACCAUCCCCACCAUCCUCAGCAUCCGCGGCGCCAACUCAGCCGGCUGCUUCUCCGCCACGAGCCUGAGCCUCGCCCUACAACCCAAUACCCUCAAGCUCGACUUCGCCGACAUGCGCGCCAGCGUGUCGCCAGCCGACGAGUACGACAGCGAGGCGGCGAUCUGCGUGAUGUCGAUCGAGCUCGGGGCGUUUCCCUCGGGGUGGCGGUUCGCGCUGGAGGACGUCACGUACACGGGGCACGCGAAGCUGAGCGGGGGCGCGAGGCUGGAGAGCUUUGCGGCGAACGCGUACUUCCAGUGGGAGCAUUUGAAGAACAGCGAGCCGAUCAAUGAGCCGACGGUCAAGAAUGCUUCGGGGUCGUAUCUGAUGAACAUUCCUCGAGCGAGAGUGGACUUCGGGAGCACCGGGUUCUACGACGCAGACUUCAAGGUCCCGAUCCGCAACGACAAGCCCGCCUGGUCCCCGUGCUUCACCGGCGCCGAGUACUCGUACGACGACAAGAUGCAGGUGCAGUUCCAGUUCCAGGCCUACCUGACCAAGGAAGGGUACUCGAAGACGGGCAACGGGGUCUUUGGACGACUGGUCGGCCCGGCUUUGACGGCGACGUUUGGGGUGGUGUGGGAGACGUGCGAUCCGGUGGAGAGGAAUGCGUGGGGCCAGUUUCGGAUGGGCGAUUAUGAGAGUUGUCAGCGUAUAGAUCCGUCGGGGAGCUCUGAUGAUAAGCCGACUGUGCAUUGGUGA
Hypoxylon fragiforme is the source of this 810-nucleotide messenger RNA. RefSeq lists its product as uncharacterized. The record is from RefSeq and is a predicted model, not a curated record. The transcript has 2 exons. The coding region runs from base 1 to 810 and encodes 269 amino acids. Lineage: Eukaryota; Fungi; Ascomycota; Sordariomycetes; Xylariales; Hypoxylaceae.